Molecule: messenger RNA, 111 nt
Organism: Caenorhabditis briggsae
Lineage: Eukaryota; Metazoa; Nematoda; Chromadorea; Rhabditida; Rhabditidae
Exons: 2
Coding region: 1-111 (36 amino acids)
Source: RefSeq, a predicted model, not a curated record
AUGGCCACUUUGUGCAUGGAGGUUUACAAUUUUUUGAAACUGAUUUUUCUGGAAAUAAUGUUGAUGACUGCCGAAUCCUCAACUGCCUUCUUAACUUCCUUUAUCACAUAA